This is a messenger RNA of Eriocheir sinensis (Chinese mitten crab), 4295 nucleotides long. RefSeq names its product mucin-19-like. The transcript has 6 exons. NCBI's taxonomy places the organism in Eukaryota, Metazoa, Arthropoda, Malacostraca, Decapoda, Varunidae. The record is from RefSeq and is a predicted model, not a curated record. The coding region runs from base 299 to 4264 and encodes 1321 amino acids.
GAGAAGAAAGAGGAGGAAGAGGAAUUAAAAAGAGAACGAAGGAGGGGAACAGGAGGACGGAGGAAGGGCGGGAAAGGGAGAGGAAGGGCAAAGGAGAGGAAGGAGAGGGAAGGAAGGUACAGUAUUCAGAGACCAGGGCAGAGACUCUCGGGCGCACGCGUGUACUGCCCGAAUCAAUAAAGGCCGCGCGUAGCCUCCCCCGGGCCCAGUGUGAUGCUGAGCGUGUGCCAGUGAGGACAGCUGAGCGGGAUGUGAACCCCGGCCUGCAGCCCAGCACGCUCUGCCAUCUACCGACAGGAUGGGCUCUGGGUGGGCGGUGGUGGUGACGGUGGUGGGCGGGGCGGGGAUCGUGGCGCUGCUGGGUCUGCUGGGGCGCUACCUCGGGCUGUGGACGUGGGCGCUGGCGUGGGUGCGAGCCGCCAGGGAGGAGAAGGUGCACCUCUGCCGCUCAGAACGAACCACCAGCGGCCGAUCCUACCUGUUCGAUAGUGACGUGGACUGGAUCGGGCUAUGGCCUCGCACGGGGUCGUACAAGCGCUUCACGGACCUGGACGACCUGCCCAGCGUGCCCAGCAUGGACGACUCUAUCAGGCACCCAGACGAGCCGGACCUGCCGCCCCAGCCACUCAGACCCGCCCCCGCGCCCCCACCCAAACUCCCCGGAUGGACGGACAGCGGGGGUGAGGGGUCGGCGUCCCCGGCCAGCAGCGUGGGGGGCUUCGGCGCGGGCGUGGAGACCCCCCCGGAGCCAUCCCGCCCCGCGCCCGUGCUGGACCGCCGGGACUCCAACAGGUCGCUGACGGGCAGGCUCUCCAGGCGGGACUCCAGCAAGGAGAUGCUGGCGGCGUCGCAGCAGAGCAGCCCCAAGCGAGGCUCCACCAACCCCUUCCGCGCCUCCUGGGUGCCGCCGGACGAGGCCUCGGAGGCGCCCCUCGCCCAGACCUCGGCACCGGAGCCGUGGAAGGCCUCUGCACCUGCCACGGAGAGCGUCACCCUCCUGCAGGGGCCCGACCACCCGCCGCCCGCCUCCCGCGGCGCAGCCACCUCGGCGGUGCCCGCGUCCUCCACGGGCGCCGCCAUCUUCACCACCCCGCCGGCCUCUACGUCUCUCCACGCCUCGCCCGGCGCCGCGGCCCACGCAGGCUCCCAGAGCGCUGCGGCCUUCACCGCUUCUCAGAGUCCUGCAGAAUACACAGCCUCCCCAAGUACUGCAGCCUUCACUGCCUCUCCGAGUGCUGCAGUUUUCACCGCUUCUCAAAAUGUUGCAGCCUUCACAGCCUCGGGAAGCACUGCAACUUACGCAGCCUCCUCCAGUGCUGCAGCCUACACUGCUCCUACAAGUGCUGCAGCCUACACAGCCUCUUCAAGUGCUGCAGCCUUCACCGCCGCUUCAGAUGUUGCAGCUUUCACAAGUUCUCAAAGUGCUGCAUCCUACACAGCCUCCUCAAGUGUUUCAGCCUUCACAUCUCCCUCAAGCGCUGCAGACUUCACAACUCCUCAAAGUUCUGCAGCCUUCGCCGCCCCGGGAGCUACCACCGCGUUCACAUCUUCAAGCGCUGCAGCCUUCACAUCUCCCUCAAGGGCUGCAGCCUUCACAUCACCUUCAAGGGUUGCAGCCUUCACAUCUCCCUCAAGGGUUGCAGCCUUCACAUCACCUUCAAGGGUUGCAGCCUUCACAACUUCUCAAAGUUCUGCAGCCUUCGCCGCCCCGGGAACUACCGCUGCGUUCACAUCUUCAAGCGCUGCAGCCUUCACAUCUCCCUCAAGCGCUGCAGACUUCACAACUUCUCAAAGUUCUGCAGCCUUCGCCGCCCCGGGAACUACCACCGCGUUCACAUCUUCAAGUGUUGCAGCUUUCACAUCACCUUCAAGCGUUGCAGCCUUCACCGCUCCUUCAAGUUCUGCAGCCUUCGCCGCCCCGGGAACUACCGCGGCGUUCACCGCUCCUUCAAGUGUUGCAGCUUUCACAUCACCUUCAAGCGUUGCAGCCUUCACCGCCCCUUCAAGUUUUGCAGCCUUCGCCGCCCAGGGAACUACCGCGGCCUUCACCGCUCCCUCAAGCGCUGCAGCCUUCACAUCACCUUCAAGUGUUGCAGCCUUCACCGCCCCUUCAAGUUCUGCAGCCUUCGCCGCCCCAGGAACUACCGCGGCCUUCACCGCUCCUUCAAGCGCUGCGGCCUUCACCGCCACUUCAAGUUCUGCAGCCUUCACCGCUCCUGGCAGCACCGCGGGGGUCAGCGACCCGGCAAGUAGUGUAGCGUUUUCCAGUGUAGCGAAUACCACGUCUUUCUACGCCUCACCCAGCGUUGCGGUGUGCAGCGCCGCGCCGAACACCGCGGUUUUCUCAACAUCGCCGAGUACCGCGGUCUUCUCUGCCGCGCCGAGCACCGCGGUCUUCUCUGCCGCGCCGAGCACUGCGGUCAUCUCUGCCACACCGAGCACCGCGGUCUUCUCUGCCGCGCCGAGCACUUCGGUCUUCUCUGCCGCGUCGAGCACUGCGGUCUUCUCUGCCGCGUCGAGCACUGCGGUCUUCUCUGCCGCGCCGAGCACCGCAUCGUUCACUACCCCAGCGAGUAGCACGUCUUUCCUCCCUUCCUCCGCGGCGGCAGUGUUCUCAAGCGCCGCCGCUGCGCCGCCCUUCUCCGCCUUCUCCUUCGCCUCGUCCGCCACGGCAGCGCCGCCGCUCGCCACGGAGCCGCAGAGCAGAGUGCCGGCCGCCUCCAUCACUCCUUCCUUCUCCGGGAACCUGAUGGACCUGGAGUCCCCCGUCAAGCCCGAGGCGGGGGACGCGGCGGGCGUGGAGGCGCCGCUGGUGAACGGGCAAGGGGAGGGUGGGGAGGGCGGGGAGGGGCCUGGGGAGGGUAAGGCGCAGGAGGGUGAAGGUGUGGGCGUGCCGGCGGUCGUCCAGGACUCUGUGUCCCCGGCCAAGACUGGCCCGCCGCUCUCCCCGCAGCUGAACGGCGCCCUGGACAACAGUGUGGCCGCGGACAGUGUGGCCACUAACAUAUCACAGGACAUCACGAACCACAACGUGGACACGCGCGUGGCCAAUAAGUACUUGAUACACAACUACGACGCCGCCACUGUGUUCAGUUACGACAGCCCCGGCACCGCGGCGCAGCGCCCCGCGUCCCCCGGCAGGACCGGCGAGCAGCGCUCCCCGCAGGCUACGACGGAGCUGCCGGCGCGGGAGUCCUCGGGCAGCCUGGACCUGGGCCGCAGCUUCGAGGUGCCGGCCACGCCGCCCAACACGGCCACGUACGCGUUCUCGCCGCACUCGCCGCACAUGUCCUCGCGGAUGGCGGACGUGGAGGCGCGGAUGCGGCAGCUGGGCGUAUCCGUGGACCUACCGCGGGACACCUCGCAGGACUGGUGGCCCACCGACCGGGGCGGGCAGGCGCCACAGAGUGGGCGGGAGGGCCGCAAGAACCCCUUCGGGGGCAGCAGUGUGGACAGUGUGGGCGGGGAGCGGCAGCUCGGGAGUCUGGACCGAGUGGACGAGGAGGACGUGUUGGGGAGCGCCUCCAAAGACAGGAGUGGCGGCGGCGCGCCGGGCCAGCGUGUGGAGGAGGAGGAGGAGGAGGACGAGAGCACGAGGCGCGUGCGGGAAUACAUCGCGUCGCUGAGCGCCCGUCUGCGGCAGCUGCCUGACGAGGAGGACCUCAACCGCGGCCCGCUCGAGUACCUGGGCACGCCGCCGAGCUCCGCCACUAUGCCCAUCACACCGCCCAACUCCGUCACCAAGUCCUUCUCGCUGGGCUCAACCGAGACGCCGCCCAGCUCGGCGGGGCCCUUCAGCUCCUUCAGCAGCAACAGGGCCACGGUCAGCAGCACGCCGCCCAGCUCGGCCGGCCUACGCGGCUCCUUCAACAGCCGCCGCGCCUCCGUGGAUGCCUCGCCCUCGCCGCUCUCGCCCGGCGUGUUCAGCCUGGGCAUCGGCCGCCGGCUGUCCCUGGACACGCCGCCAAGCUCCGCCGGCCUGGCCACCGCCACGCCGCCCAACUCGGCGUCGUCGCACCACACGUUCGGCGACACGCCGCCCAGCUCGGCCGGCUACUCCAGCACGCCGCCCAACAGCGCCGAACUGGCGGGCAGCUUCGACGCGGGCCUGGCCGGGGCGGGCGUGGGCCACGCGCCCACCCUCAAAAGGGCCAUGUCCUGCGACUCCGUGAGCUCCGACACGUCCGUCACGCUGGGCGAGCUGGAGGACCCCAGCGGCCAGGUGACGGGCGCGCUCGCCGUCCAGCUCAUCUACGACAGGUGAGUACCCUGUGUGUGUGUGUGUGUGUGUGUGU